Messenger RNA from Clunio marinus, 954 nucleotides. NCBI's taxonomy places the organism in Eukaryota, Metazoa, Arthropoda, Insecta, Diptera, Chironomidae. The record is from the annotation of a GenBank genome assembly.
AUGUCAGCAAAAGGAGUUGGAACUUUUGUCAAUAUUAUUGCAAUCUGCAAGGAAGCAACUGAUGUCAUCAAUCUGGUAUCACGAGCUGGAAAAGAUUUGACAAAGCGUGAAGUAACUUUGGUCGAUCAAAGUGGCGCUUCAAUCAUUUGGACACUGUGGGGUGAAGAAGCACAAAAAUUUAAAAGUUCUGAACAACCAGUCGUUUUACUUAAAGGAGCAAAAAUUGGGGAAUUUGCAGGCGGAAAAACUCUUGGUGCAAGUACAAUGAAGUUGAAUCCUGAUAUUCCUGAAAGUCAUAACCUUCUUGAAUGGUUCAAAACUGGUGGACAUCAAAAAGAUGUUAAAUCACUCUCUUGCACCAACGGAAACUUCUUCACAGAAUGGGCAUUUGUUAAUGACAUAAAUCCAUCCGGUCAAUUUAAAUCUAAAUCACCAGGUUUUUAUCGAAUUAAAGCGUCAAUCAAAAAAAUCAUUCCAGAUUAUUAUGAAGCUUGCAUCAACACUGGAUGUUACAAAAAAGUUUCAGAAAGAAAUGGAACAUACAAAUGCAUUAAAUGUAACAAUGAAAGUACAGAAUUCAUAUAUAGUGUACUGAUAAAUAUGUGUAUUGAUGAUUGGACUUCAGAAUGUGGGGCAAUAGGCUUUUCAGAAGUUUCUGAAAAAUUAUUCAAGAAAAAUUCAAAUGAAAUCAUUGAAAUGAUCAGAAACAACAGCAUUAAUACUGUAAUCAAAGACCUCAAAUUCCAACAGAGAGUUUUUAAAUACCACGAGUACAAUGAAAUGUUAAUUUCAAAUAUUGAACGUCUGACAGAUUUAAAAAUCAAUAAAGCUGAAUCGAUGGACAUUACAACCGACAGUCAAAACGAACCCAUGGAAAUAUUGAAGGAAAAUGAAUCUAUGGAUAUAACCAGAGUUGGGCGAUCCAAUAAUUUUUUGGAUCGCCGAUCCAGUUAA